Messenger RNA from Lentinula edodes (shiitake mushroom), 1134 nucleotides. RefSeq lists its product as uncharacterized. Gene Ontology annotation, biological process: mycotoxin biosynthetic process. Bases 374 to 928 code for a protein of 184 amino acids. The transcript has 5 exons. The record is from RefSeq and is a predicted model, not a curated record. NCBI's taxonomy places the organism in Eukaryota, Fungi, Basidiomycota, Agaricomycetes, Agaricales, Omphalotaceae.
UCAUGGGAAUAUUAUCAUUAUCCUAUGUCACACCACAUACCUCGGUAUGCUGCCGUGCAUAUACAGCCGAACCUUCGGACUCAUUCCUAAUAAAUCUCAAAAUCAUUAUCAUCGACAACAGUUAUUGUAUUUUUUCCAUAUAAGAGCACUACUAUAAGAGUCGGACAAUGUAGAGUCCGAGACACCAAAUGACUUGGCUCAAUGGGGCCAUAUACGUGCCCAUGGUACACGGCUUAUAGCUAAUUCGAGGAACCAACGAUGGAAAAUUGCGUUCUUUGUUUCUUUCCUUGCCAACAUACUCACGGUAUUCAACUCGAUAUACGCUCUCAAUUCGGAUGUGGAGAUCUCGAAUAACUUCCCUCCCCAAGGUCAAAUGAUAUACAUUCCCUCCGAAGCAGCAAUAGACUACGAGCUGGUCAAGUAUCACUUGGGGAUCGGACAUGAUAUCGAGAUUUACGAAAAGCCUCCUUCUCCGGAGGUCGAUGCAGCUUGGGUAGAAUUGACGAAGUCUUCAAUUGCUAGAGUACCACAGUCCGUAGCACAGAAGCUCCCGAAUGAGACUUGGCCAGUCCCAGGUACGGCAGAUGCACCAGAGUACAUUGUAAGUCCAGACGUUUUUCAUGCACUGCAUUGUCUGGACCUUCUACGAAUGAAAUUAUACCCCGAUCAUUACAGCUCUAAAUUCCCACUGGACCAGAAAGGUCAUGCCGAGCAUUGUGUAGGCCACAUCCGACAAUCAUUAAUGUGUUUCGGGGACAUGACCACGAAUGUCUAUCAAUACUCCAAGAAUCAUGGGUACGCUUUUUUGAGGACGGAUGUAGCGCAUACAUGUAGAGAUUUCGAAAAGUUGAAGAGUUGGACUCAAGAUAAUUGGUUGGAUUUGAAGGAUGAGAUGUUGUCAUUGGAUAUUGAAGGAAAUCCGAUUUAAAAAUUAGGGAUUGUGGAUGAAACUGAUGCACGUUGGCUAAAAUAUGUAUACAUUUAGAAUCUGGAUAGAGGGCGAUGGUAUAUGCUAGCUAUGUCGAUAGAGCUAUUCCUCAUCUGGAUAGCUCAAUGAAGAUGUUUGUGGUGGUAACCCACACUUGUUCAAUAACUAGAAAAGAUAGCGACAUUCAUUAUGAGCUUGAUUUUUCC